Molecule: messenger RNA, 2999 nt
Organism: Vidua macroura (Pin-tailed whydah)
Lineage: Eukaryota; Metazoa; Chordata; Aves; Passeriformes; Viduidae
Gene: GRIK4
Product: glutamate ionotropic receptor kainate type subunit 4
Exons: 19
Coding region: 38-2917 (959 amino acids)
Biological process (GO): monoatomic ion transport; modulation of chemical synaptic transmission; synaptic transmission, glutamatergic
Cellular component (GO): kainate selective glutamate receptor complex; postsynaptic membrane; plasma membrane
Molecular function (GO): transmitter-gated monoatomic ion channel activity involved in regulation of postsynaptic membrane potential; kainate selective glutamate receptor activity
Source: RefSeq, a predicted model, not a curated record
CCAGACCACCACAGGGCUCCAUGAGGAUUUAUGGAAGAUGCUCCGUGUCUUGGCGCCUCUGGUGCUCCUUCUGCUGUGGCUGAUGAGGAUCUGGGCCAGCCCCCAUUCCCUGAGGAUUGCUGCCAUCCUGGAUGACCCCAUGGAGUGCAGCAGAGGGGAGAGGCUCUCCAUCACCCUGGCCAAGAACCGCAUCAACCGCGCGCCCGAGCGGGCGGGCAAGGCCAGGGUGGAGGUGGACAUCUUCGAGCUGCUGCGGGACAGCGAGUACGAGACAGCAGAGACCAUGUGCCAGAUUCUCCCCAAAGGUGUGGUGGGAGUUCUGGGACCUUCCUCCAGCCCAGCCUCCAGCUCGAUUAUCAGCAACAUCUGCGGGGAGAAAGAGGUUCCUCACUUCAAAGUGGCUCCGGAGGAGUUCCUGAAGCUGCAGCUCCAGAGGUUCACCACCCUCAACCUCCACCCCAGCAACACCGACAUCAGCGUGGCCGUGGCAGGAAUCCUGAAUUUCUUUAACUGCACCACUGCCUGCCUCAUCUGUGCCAAAGCUGAAUGCCUUUUAAACCUGGAGAAGCUGCUGCGGCAGUUCCUCAUCUCCAAGGACACGCUGUCGGUGCGGAUGCUGGAUGACAGCCGGGAUCCCACCCCGCUCCUGAAGGAGAUCCGAGAUGACAAGACAGCCACCAUCAUCGUCCAUGCCAACGCCUCCAUGUCCCACACCAUCCUGCAGAAGGCAGCUGAACUGGGGAUGGCAUCUGCCUAUUACACCUAUAUCUUCACUAAUCUGGAGUUUUCCCUCCAGCGCCUGGACAGCCUGCUGGACGACCGAGUCAACAUCCUGGGAUUCUCCAUUUUCAACCAGUCUCAUGCCUUCUUCCAAGAGUUUGUCCAGAGCCUCAACCAGUCCUGGCAGGAGAAUUGUGACCACGCUCCUUUUACUGGGCCAGCACUGUCCUCGGCGCUGCUGUUCGACGCCGUGUACGCCGUGGUGACGGCGGUGCAGGAGCUGAACCGCAGCCAGGAGAUCGGCGUCAAGCCCCUGUCCUGCGGCUCAGCACAGAUCUGGCAGCACGGCACCAGCCUCAUGAACUACCUGAGAAUGGUAGAAUUGGAAGGUCUCACCGGCCACAUCGAAUUCAACAGCAAAGGCCAACGCUCCAACUACGCCCUGAAAAUCCUGCAGCACGCUCGUGGUGGCUUCCGGCAGAUUGGCCACUGGCACGUCUCUGAAGGGCUCAGCAUGGACAACAGGAUCUUCUCCUCCAACAUAUCCGACAGCCUGUUCAACACCACGCUCAUUGUCACUACCAUCCUGGAAAACCCUUACUUAAUGCUGAAGUGGAACCACCAGGAGCUGGAAGGCAACGACCGCUAUGAGGGUUUCUGCGUGGACAUGCUGAAGGAGCUGGCAGAGAUCCUGCGCUUCAACUACAAGAUCCACCUGGUCGGGGACGGCGUCUACGGAGUCCCCGAGGCCAACGGCACCUGGACAGGGAUGGUCGGGGAGCUGAUAGCUCGGAAAGCUGAUCUGGCCGUGGCGGGGCUGACGAUCACGGCGGAGCGGGAGAAGGUGAUUGAUUUCUCCAAGCCCUUCAUGACUCUGGGAAUUAGCAUUCUCUACCGAGUUCACAUGGGCCGCAGACCCGGCUAUUUCUCCUUCCUGGACCCCUUUUCUCCGGGCGUCUGGCUCUUCAUGCUGCUCGCCUACCUGGCUGUCAGCUGUGUCCUCUUCCUGGUGGCUCGGCUGACACCUUACGAGUGGUACAGCCCCCACCCCUGCUCCCAAGGUCGAUGCAACCUCCUGGUGAACCAGUACUCCCUGGGGAACUCGCUGUGGUUCCCGGUGGGGGGGUUCAUGCAGCAGGGCUCCACCAUCGCCCCCCAGGCUCUGUCCACGCGCUGCGUCAGCGGGGUCUGGUGGGCAUUCACCUUGAUCAUCAUCUCCUCCUACACGGCCAACCUGGCAGCGUUCCUGACCGUGCAGAGGAUGGACGUGCCCAUCGAGUCCGUGGAUGACCUCGCUGACCAGACGACCAUCGAGUACGGCACCAUCCACGGCGGCUCCAGCAUGACCUUCUUCCAAAACUCCCGCUACCAGACGUACCAGCGGAUGUGGAAUUACAUGUACUCCAAGCAGCCCAGCGUCUUCGUGAAGAGCACGGAGGAAGGGAUCGCGCGCGUGCUGAACUCCAACUACGCCUUCCUGCUGGAGUCCACCAUGAACGAGUAUUAUCGGCAGCGCAAUUGCAACCUCACGCAGGUCGGGGGCCUUCUGGACACCAAGGGCUACGGGAUUGGCAUGCCCGUCGGCUCCGUGUUCCGCGACGAGUUCGACCUGGCCAUCCUCCAGCUGCAGGAGAACAACCGCCUGGAAAUCCUGAAGCGCAAGUGGUGGGAAGGAGGGAAGUGCCCCAAAGAGGAGGACCACAGAGCCAAAGGCUUGGGGAUGGAGAACAUUGGUGGAAUCUUCGUGGUGCUCAUCUGUGGCUUAAUCGUAGCAAUUUUUAUGGCGAUGCUGGAAUUUUUGUGGAGCCUUCGACACUCUGAGCAGUCGGAGGUGUCGGUGUGCCAAGAGAUGGUGACGGAGCUGCGCAACAUCAUCCUGUGCAAGGACAGUUUCCACCCCCGUCGGAGGAGAGGGGGGGUGGUACGGACUCGCCCCGCUCUGCCCGAGGAGCGCCGAGCCCGCAGCACAACCACGCUCAGCAACGGCAAGCUGUGCAGCGGGGGCGAGCCAGACCCCCUGGCACAAAGACUGGCACAAGAGGCCGCCCUGGUCGCCCGGGGCUGCACCCACAUCCGCGUGUGCCCCGAGUGCCGGCGCUUCCAGGGGCUCCGGGCGCGGCCGGCCGCGGGGUCGCCGGCGCGGAGCGAGGAGAGCCUGGAGUGGGACAAGGCCACCAACAGCAGCGGGCCCGAGUAACGCCAGGCCCGGGGGCGUCGGGGUGGGACGAGAGGGUCCUGUUCCAUUUUACAGAACACGGACUUGUACAAUGUCAACUCGU